Molecule: messenger RNA, 645 nt
Organism: Lactuca saligna
Lineage: Eukaryota; Viridiplantae; Streptophyta; Magnoliopsida; Asterales; Asteraceae
Source: the annotation of a GenBank genome assembly
AUGGCAAGAAACAUGAAUGUCGAUCCAUGGGCAAAGUCGAGGUAUCAGCUAUGGAUUGUAACUAGUGAGGAACCAAAAAAUACACCGCUUGUAGAGUAUGGCAAAGGAAACAAAAAAAGGUUCACCAUUAGAGUUGUCCAUGGUGGAUAUUUCACUGAUUAUCCAGGUAAAGCUUCUCAAAAAACAAAAGUUAAUUUUAUAACUUUUGUCGACAUUGAUUUGCUUGACAUGGAUAUGCUUGGUAGUUUUUCUAAAAGGUUAGGUUGUACAACUGUUGGAUAUUGGUAUCAUAUGCUAACAGAACAACAUUCUAGUUUGUCAAUGACUCCUAUUUUGGAUGAUUAUGCUUUGAGAAAUUUCAAAUCAAUAGUUAGGGCACAUGAAUUCCAUGAGAUUGAAUAUCUGUAUGUAGAACACAAGCCAUUUUAUAUGCUAACUAAUUUCCCUCGCUUCAUGAUGAACUCACCAACCAAAAGAGAUGAGAAGCAUAUUCAUCUCUUUGUGACAGAACACCUAGUGUCAACAGUUGAUGAUGGAAUAACAUACAUCAAGCAUAUGCUAAACAUCACCAUUCCCAGAGGAAAGAUGGAAGAUGCAAUGGACAUGGCAAAAGAGAAUGUUAUUGCCUGGAAAGACUUAGUGUAG